This is a messenger RNA of Acanthosepion pharaonis, 594 nucleotides long. NCBI's taxonomy places the organism in Eukaryota, Metazoa, Mollusca, Cephalopoda, Sepiida, Sepiidae. The record is from the annotation of a GenBank genome assembly.
AUGAUUAAAUGGUACCAUUUCUUUAUUCAUGUUACUCACAAUGAUCUUUCACCUUCUCUCUCUUUCAAUAUUUCACCCGCUCUCGCUCUCUCUCUCUCGCUUUUGCUCUUUCAUCUCUCUUUCGCUCUGUUACCUUUUCUCUUUCUCUCUUUAAUCCUUUCUCUCUCUGUUUUUCGAUCUUUCAUCCUCUCUUUCGCUUUAAUCCUUUCUCUCUCUCUCUUUCGAUCUUUCAUUCUCUCGCUCUUUCAUCCUUUCUCUCUCUUUCUUUCGAUCUUUCAUCCUCUCUCUCUUUCUUUCUCUCUUUCUUUCUCUCUUUCAUCCUCUCUCUCUUUCGCGCUUUCAUCUCUUUUUCUCUUUCGCUCUUUCAUCUUCUCUCACUCUUCCGCUCUCUCUCUCUCUCUAUUUCCCUCUCUCUCUCUCUCUCUAUUUCCCUCCGAUCUCAAUGUUUCCAGCCCGUCCCGUCCGUGGCUCGCUUCUUCAGGUUCUUCUUGCUGUUUUUGGAACGGUUUUUUCUUUCUUUCAGCAUUGUUUCCCAGAAACAAAUGUUCAAUCAAAUGGAGAAAGAUCCAAUUACGUAGCAAAAGAGUCUUAUAA